This is a messenger RNA of Thamnophis elegans (Western terrestrial garter snake), 5906 nucleotides long. RefSeq names its product kinesin family member 20B (gene KIF20B). Gene Ontology annotation, cellular component: nucleus; spindle microtubule. Lineage: Eukaryota; Metazoa; Chordata; Lepidosauria; Squamata; Natricidae. Gene Ontology annotation, biological process: microtubule-based movement; mitotic spindle assembly. Bases 335 to 5758 code for a protein of 1807 amino acids. The record is from RefSeq and is a predicted model, not a curated record. Gene Ontology annotation, molecular function: ATP binding; microtubule binding; plus-end-directed microtubule motor activity. The transcript has 34 exons.
UUGAAAAAAAACCCGCGAUUCAGUUGCCUUAAAGCGAAUGACGCGCUUGCUCCGUGCGUGGCUGUGAAUGUGGGGUGGGGGGCGUGUGUGUCUGCUGUGCCCCCGACUUUUGCACGGUUUUGAAGCGUGCAUUGCAGCGGGGAGAACAAUUUUUAUCGUGGGGAGAGGAGGAGGAGAAGGUGGAUUGUUAAUGUAAUGGGACGCCAAGGAUCCCAGGACGUGAUUCCCGAUUUCUAGUGUGGGGGAAGAACGGAGCCGCCCCCCCCCCCAACCCCAGAUUCCUGACUCGAUCCCUUUUUCUCGUCGGUCGCUCCGAUAGUUUUGGAAGUAAAAAAUGGAGGCAGAUCUGGAUAAACAGGCAGUGUCGAGACCUUCCUUUCUUUCAGCAGUUGAGCUGUCUCCAAGGACCGGACCUGUGGAUGCUAUGGAUGUUAAAAAAAAUCUAUACGGUGAUUUUUCUUCAACUUUCAAUACAAGCCAGAGAGAGAGCCUGGAAUCCAAAGAACGAAUUCACGUUUGUCUUCGAGUCAAACCAAUUUUAGAGUUGGAAAAAGAACAUGAUGCUGAGGGUUGUGUUUCUGUGGUUGACUCAACAAGUAUUAUAUUAAAAGCUCCUAAGGGCUCCAAGACAUUUCGUCUUAGUGAAAAAAACCUGCGGCAACUGGUGCAGAAAUUUACUUUUUCCCAGGUAUUUGGGCCCAAAACAACACAAGAAGAACUCUUCAAUGGUGCUGUGAAGCAGCCUAUGUUAGAUUUCCUAAGGGGACACAGUCGGCUAAUAUUCACUUACGGUGUUACAAAUGCUGGGAAAACCCACACCUACCGGGGUACCGAUGAAGAUAGAGGCAUUCUCCCCAGGAUUCUGGAUAUGGUAUUUCAAAGCAUUGGAGACAAGCUGCACCCAGACGCGAAUCUCAAACCCCAUCGAUGUAGAGAGUAUAAAAAUCUCUCCAAAGAAGAAGUGCGCGGAGAAAUAGCUCUAAAAAAUUCAUUGCUUCGCCUCCUGAAAGAGGUAGAUUGUCACAGCAACAGUAGUAGUAGAACAACAACAACAACAACAGAUAAUCGUGAAGAUAAGAAAGAAGCAGAAGCAGACCAGUCUGUCCUCGAAGAGCAGAGAAAUGUAAAAUAUUCCCUUUGGGUCUCUUUCUGUGAAAUUUACAACGAGUCCAUUCAUGACUUGUUGCUUCCAAUAUCUCAUGACAAGAGGAGAAAAAUGCUGCGCCUGGCUCAGGAUAUAAAAGGUUAUUCCUAUGUAAAAGAUCUACAAUGGGUUCACGUUUCAAACUCCCAAGAAGCUUAUAAACUUAUGAAAGUAGGCUUGAGACAUCAGAGCUAUGCUUCUACGAAGCUGAAUGCCAACUCAAGUCGAAGCCAUAGCAUAUUUACUGUGAAAAUGCUAAAAAUUGAUUCAGAGACCACGCGUGUGAUGAAAGUCAACGAGUUGUUCCUGUGUGAUCUCGCUGGCUCGGAGCGCUGCACGAGAACUUGCAACGAAGGGGAAAGAUUAAAAGAGAGUGGAAACAUUAACACAUCACUGCUUAUUCUAGGAAAAUGCAUCGGUGCCUUGAAAUCCAACCAACAGACGAAGCUGCAACAGCAUAUUCCUUUUCGAGAGAGCAAGCUCACCCACUUCUUUCAAGGUUUCUUCAGUGGGAAAGGAAAGGUUUGCAUGAUAGUUAACGUCAGCCAGAGUCCCUCUGCUUACGAUGAGACGCUCAACGUGCUCAAGUUCUCUGCAAUUGCUCAAAAGGUCAUGGUACUGGAUCCUGAGUCUCCCCUAUUAGAGAGAGUUGACCAUCGGUCCUUCAAAGCAGAAUCUGGAAGUAUCCUUGAUGACGGUGUCCAUUUACCCGCAAAAAGAGCAACCAUAUUUUGGGAGGGGACUCUGGAAGAUGUGAUGGAAGAUGAAGAAGAGCUGGUGGAACAGGGUACCGAAGAACACCUGGGGGAUUGUUUGGGAGAAGACACACAUGAAAAGGAAGCUGACCCAACCGAUGAGAUGGAAAGCCAACUCGAAGACGAAGAUAGUGAUAUCAUUCUCAAAAAAGAACAAUAUCAGAAGUUACUUGAUGUCAUAGAAGAAUUAAGGAAUAAGUUGAUAGAGGGGAAAAAAGCUGAGCUGUACAAGGAGCUCAAAAUCCGCGAAGAAGUUACUCAAGAAUGUUUCAAGUACUUCAGUGCAAAAGAGAGUGAUCUCAAGGAGAUCUAUACCUAUAAAGAAGAAAUAAUGGCGACCACGUGUGAGGAACGGAUGAACAUCUACAAGGACCUGUUGAAGGACUGUACCGCACCCCCAGAUGGCAAAGGAGGAGCAGAAGAUUCCCUACAAGAGGAUGAAAAAGCAGAAGGUGAAGAUGGAGAAGCUGGAAGCGCAGCUGAUUUUCCCAGUAUGGUGGGGUCACUGCAGCAGAACGUUGCUGAUAUCAAACAGCAGGCAGAGAUGGCGUUUGGGAUGCUGGAUGCUUUGGAAGAACCUCAACUCACCAUCGAGCAACUUCAAAAGCAGUUGGCUGACACUACAGCAAAACUCGCCCAGGCUCAAGAGGACCUUUUCAGCCGGCAUAAAGCAGCGGUAAUGCUAGAAGAUAAACUGACGGAAUCUACUAAAGUCCUUCAAGAUGCUACUGAGAAAAUGGCUCUACAGAACAAACACAUUGAGGAGCUGAGCCAAGCUGUGCAACAGAAGGACCGAGAUAUAAGUCAGCUGCAAACUCUGGUUGGUCACUUGGAAGCUACCCUAAAAGAUUCCGAGGUCGCCAUUGCGAAUAUAAAGCAGGAUAUGCAGCAGGAAAACAACAGUGAAUCCAAGGAGAAAAGCGUUGAAUCAAGAAGGAAACGAUAUUUAGAAAGGGAUGAAGAAGGGCCCCCUCCAAAGCAAGGAUUCAUUCGCCACAGUUCUAACAAUCCCGUAGUCUCCGAGGAAGCUGACGAAACGCAAUCCUGUCCUUCGAAGGGGAAGGGAGACACGGUGGCCUUGGAUGAGAAAAUCAAAAUGCUAGAAGUUCAGGGGGCCUCGCUUAGAGAGAAGUUGGAGAAAGAGGGAAACGAGAAGGAGGGAUUUUCCAGGGAAAUUGCUAGAUUGUCUCAAGCUCUUUCUUUAGAAAAGGAACGAGUUUCUGGCUUGAAUAGGGAGCUCCAGCGACAGCAGGCAAUUCAAGAGGAGGCAACACUUGAAUUAGCCGCGCUGAAAGAGAGAAAUAAAAGCCAGGAGGAAAAAAUUCAGAUUCUGCUUCAAGAGAUAGGUGCUGCUAGCCAAAUCUCUGUAGAAGAGAAAUCACAGGUAAAGACACUUGAUGCAGAAUUGGGUUUAUUGAACAGGUCAUGCCCUGUGGUAGAUGUUGACUUGGCAAAGCAAGAAAUUAUGUCAAGAGAUGAUGACCCUUUGCCAACUCGUGUUAAUGCUGAUCAAAAGAGCACAUUCCAUUGUAGCGUUGAAGGCAUCUGGAGAAUAAGCCAGCAGAUCAUCAACGCCUCGUCUCAAAAAAGCAGUUGCAUUUCAGACCUCAUGCAACAGAUUGAACAGUUGAAGAGGAAAACGUCCCAGGCCGAGGAGGAGAAUUCUCAGCUGACAUUGAAACUGAGCGAAACCAUAAGUCAGAGAGAUGCGUUUGCGCAGGAGAAGACGUCCCUCCUUAAUCAGCUGAGGGACCUGGAGCAGAAAAACGCUUUUUAUGCUGAAAAAUAUAAGGAAGGGGAAAACAGAGCCGUUGAGAGGAUAAAAACGAAUGAGGACUUAUUGGAAGAGUGUAGGGCAAAAGAUGCCAGAAUCGUUUCUUUAGAGAAAACGCUGAAAGAUAAAGAUUCGGCUAUUUUAGCGAUGAAACAAUCGGUUCGCGACGUGGAAGAGAAAUUUGGCAUUUCAGAAGCUAAAAUCGGACAAUUCAUGGAUCGGGAAUCACAACUGAAGGUGGAGGUUCUAGACUUGAAGAGAUUGAAUGAAGUUGAAAGAGAGAAGAGUGAAGAGUUGAAGCAAGUCACAAAAGGGUUGAAAGAAAAGCUAUCAAAGAGUACCAAUCUUUCUUCCCGUCUACAAGCAGAAAUCCAGCAGAAAGAUGAAGAACACGCAGACCUGAAGGAGAAGUUGGCUGAUACCAAAAAGCAGAUUGAACAGGUUCAAAGACAGGUGAGCAACAUGCGUGCUGAAGAGAAAUUGCUGCAGAGUAAAGUUAAUGAACUUGAGAAGGCCAAAGGACAGCUAACUCAAGAGCUGGAUCUCAAGCAGCGGACGAUCCAGCAAUUUAAGAAGGAUGAUCUAAGUAAGAAGCUGGAUGACCUUUUACAGCAGUACCAAAAAUCAUGUGAAGAUGUACGGUGCAAAGAGAAGAUCAUUGACGACAUGAGACUGACCUUAGAGGAACAAGAACGGACUCAGUCCGAACAAGAUCAAAUUCUUCAGGCCACCUUAGCAGAGAAUGAAAGGUGUACAGCAGAAUUGAAAGAAUGGGAGAGAAAACACCAAGAGCUGAAGGAGCAGAAGAAUGAUCUGGGGCCGCAAGACACCAAUGAAGGCUGGGCAAAGGACGCCGAGUUGCUUCAUGAACAAUUAAAACAAUUGCAAGGGAAGUUGGAGGAACGCAAAGGACAGCAUGAAACAGAUCGUAGGAAGUGGCUGGCAGAAAAGACGCACCUUAUAACUCAGGCGAAAGAAGCGGAAACUCUCCGUAACAAGGAGAUGAAAAAAUUUGCUGGAGAUAAAGAAUAUUAUGCCAAGCAACUCACAGAAGCAGAAAAACAGGUGGCAGAAAAGAACCACGACCUUCAGAGAUGGCGGGUAGAAAGAGACCAGUUGGUGGCGGCUCUGGAAGUUCAGCUGAGUUCUCUAAUCUCAAGUAACGUGCAGAAAGAUAAAGAAAUGGAAGAAUUGAAAAAGACGAUACCGCAAUCUUCUGGGAAGGAGCACAAAAUUAUUGCUGAAGAAUUGCGAGAUGAUGAUUCCAAGGAACUAACUAAGAUUGGAUAUGAGAAUAUUUCCUCUGCAGAAAAAGCUCGGGUGGAAGAGGCCAGUGACUCUAAGCCGAUGCAGCUUAAAGAUAAACAAACUAACUUGUCAAAUGGCUCAUUACAGCCGAAGUCUAACAAGGUAUCUUCAGAAGGUAAUAUUCAGGACCAACCAGAUGCUGUCUUAGAUUCUUAUGAAGUGUCUUCUGAGAGUGAAAAAACUAGCCGCUUUCCAAAAUCUGAAAUGGAAAUUCAGUUUUCACCUUUGCAGCCCAAUAAGAUGGAAAUAAAGCAUCAAGGGAUCCCUUCCACUGUGACUCUUAAGGUGCCCCGGACAAGAAAAAGGAAGAGCUGCACUAUGGAUGAGGACUCCUUGAAAAAUGAAAAUGAAAAGAAUGUAAAAUUAACAGCUAAUACGAAUGUGUGGUCUGAUUCAUUAAGGAGACAAGGAAAAAAGACCUCUCCUCCUGACGUCGUUCUCAGGAAUAAUUAUUCCUUAAGAAAUAAACAUGCAUCAAAUAUACAAUCCACAGCAUCCCCAGGUGGAACCCUAUACAAAUUUGGCAAUCUCUUGCAGAAUUCCCCUGCAAUCAUACAGACAAAAGCAAAGAAGCUGAUGGCGACAAUGAAAUCUCCCAAAUCUACUGAUGAAGAGACUGUUAAGAAAAAUGAUGAAAAACCCAAAAAAGCUAAGCGGAAGCUGCACUCAACUAAUAUUUCUACUCCGGUUGAAUUUUCUGGGCCUGUAAUCUUUGAGGAUCAAAAGGAAACUGAUCACGAAAUCAUCAAACGGCGGCUCCGGAUGAAAAAAAAAUAGCAAUAUUCUUUUCCUGGAUAGUCAUGUAUAGAAUUGUUUUAUAUAUCUUAUCAAUGCUGUAACUGCUACUUUUCAAAAUUUCUGGUGUAGAUUUUGUUGAUAUUGCUGUACAAAUGAGGGAAGGGAAAUUAAAAUAUGUUGAAGAGUC